GGGGGCGGCUGCGGGCGGAGGUGCGCUCGCCACCAGCCCCAAAGUCAUUUCCCAUCUCCCGUGCACUUUGUUCCAACUAUUGGGGGCGUCGCUGCCCCUCUUCAUGGUCGCGGGCAAACUUCCUCCCCGGCGCCGCUUCUAAUGGAGCCCCACCUGCUCGGGCCGCUCCUCGGCCUCCUGCUCGCCGGCACCCGCGUCCUCGCCGGCUACCCAAUUUGGUGGUCCCUGGCCCUGGGCCAGCAGUACACAUCCCUGGGCUCACAGCCCCUGCUCUGCGGCUCCAUCCCCGGCCUGGUCCCCAAGCAGCUGCGUUUCUGCCGCAACUACAUCGAGAUCAUGCCCAGCGUGGCCGAGGGCGUGAAGCUGGGUAUCCAGGAGUGCCAGCACCAGUUCCGGGGCCGCCGCUGGAACUGCACCACCAUCGAUGACAGCUUGGCCAUCUUUGGGCCCGUCCUGGACAAAGCCACGCGCGAGUCCGCCUUUGUGCACGCCAUCGCCUCGGCCGGCGUGGCCUUCGCCGUCACGCGCUCCUGCGCCGAGGGCACCUCCACCAUCUGCGGCUGCGACUCGCACCACAAGGGCCCCCCUGGCGAGGGCUGGAAGUGGGGUGGCUGCAGCGAGGACGCGGACUUCGGGGUGUUGGUGUCCCGGGAGUUCGCGGACGCCCGUGAGAACAGGCCUGACGCGCGCUCUGCCAUGAACAAGCACAACAACGAGGCUGGCCGCACGACCAUCCUGGAUCACAUGCACCUCAAAUGCAAGUGCCACGGGCUGUCGGGCAGCUGCGAGGUGAAGACAUGCUGGUGGGCACAGCCUGACUUCCGCGCCAUCGGCGACUUCCUCAAGGACAAGUAUGACAGCGCCUCGGAGAUGGUGGUGGAGAAGCACCGCGAGUCGCGGGGCUGGGUGGAGACGCUGCGCGCCAAGUACGCGCUCUUCAAGCCGCCCACGGAGCGGGACCUGGUCUACUACGAAAACUCCCCCAACUUCUGCGAGCCCAACCCCGAGACGGGCUCCUUCGGCACCAGGGACCGGACUUGCAAUGUCACCUCCCACGGCAUCGAUGGCUGUGACCUGCUGUGCUGCGGCCGCGGCCACAACACGCGGACGGAGAAGCGCAAGGAGAAGUGCCAGUGCGUGUUCCACUGGUGCUGCUACGUCAGCUGCCAGGAGUGCAUCCGCGUCUAUGACGUGCACACCUGCAAGUAGAGGCCAGGGUCCCAGGACCGGGUGAAGCGUGUGGCCGGGCAAAUUCACCGCAGUCCGCCGGGGAGCAGGUUCUGGAGCCGGGCUGGGGUCUCGGACUGCAGCGCCCACGGCCGCCGACCCCCGUCUCCUGCUCUGGCUGCCCCGGAUGGUGCGUGGAAGGGGCUUUCCUUUUCCUUCUCUAGGGUCUGCUCGCCUCAGGCCCGAGGCUUAUCUUUGCACGUGUGAAAGAAAAUAAAGACGAACAACAAAACGUCUCC
Messenger RNA from Sorex fumeus (smoky shrew), 1466 nucleotides. It is a transcript of the gene WNT3, whose product is annotated as Wnt family member 3. Gene Ontology annotation, molecular function: cytokine activity; frizzled binding. Gene Ontology annotation, biological process: multicellular organism development; cell fate commitment; canonical Wnt signaling pathway. Lineage: Eukaryota; Metazoa; Chordata; Mammalia; Eulipotyphla; Soricidae. Gene Ontology annotation, cellular component: extracellular region. The record is from RefSeq and is a predicted model, not a curated record. Bases 142 to 1209 code for a protein of 355 amino acids. The transcript has 5 exons.